This is a messenger RNA of Parus major (Great Tit), 4485 nucleotides long. Its product is annotated as serine/threonine-protein kinase par-1-like. The record is from RefSeq and is a predicted model, not a curated record. Gene Ontology annotation, molecular function: ATP binding; protein serine/threonine kinase activity. The coding region runs from base 2435 to 4402 and encodes 655 amino acids. Gene Ontology annotation, cellular component: cytoplasm. NCBI's taxonomy places the organism in Eukaryota, Metazoa, Chordata, Aves, Passeriformes, Paridae. The transcript has 7 exons. Gene Ontology annotation, biological process: protein autophosphorylation.
UGCUGAGGGGAAACGUCGGGAAGGAGAAGACAGAGGGAUAUUGUUGGGGAAAAGGGAGACACACACCCCGAACGGUGGCUAGGCAAAGCCCAACACACUCCACCCUGCAUACGCCAGCCCCAAACCCAGGGGAAGCCCUGGCUAAAAUCCAGGAAAAACACUGCUGAGGAUCCAAGGAAUCAGAGCCAUGAUCUGUGUGGAGAGUGUCCCUCACGGGAGGAACCUGAAUGGAACCGAGCGAGGCUGGGGCAGGAGGGUCAGAGCGAGCAGAGAAGGGGAACCCUGUCCAUGCCAAGGCCCAGGGCAGCCCUAUCCCAGGAAAUGGGCAGGGAGCGGAUCCUUGAGCUGCUGCACGUUUGUGCUGUCCUCCCUCAGCCGGGAACCCCCUCAUUGCCCGGGGGGAGCUGGUGGCAGUGGGGAGUGGGAGAGGAAAGAAGCGGAACACAAGGAUCUGUCCUACAGCCACAUGGACUGCGAUGCCGUGUUCAUGGGCUGUGCCAAAUGGCUGCCCUGUUGGGAACAGAACCAGAAACCUCCAUCAACAUCCUAAUUUACUGCUCCAGAGAAAGAAAAAUUCCAAACUUUAAUUCCAAGGAGGAUAAUUUAAUAUCUCCUUGGCAUCUGGAGAUCUAUUACCUGAAUCCAGUCAUGAGUUUCCUUCAGGUCUCUGCCCUCGAGACCAGUGAAACAGAUAGUGGGGUUAAACUCUUUCUCACUUCUUAAAUCUGGAUCCUCCCAUUCCAUGAGAGAUUUUUGGUUGCCACAGUCUUAACUUGCUGUGAGGCUUUAAGGAUUAGAGAGCCUCCUACUCUUUUCACCAUUAAAGCUGUGGCUGCACAAGUUUGCAAACAAUGGGGCUACCUCUCGCCAUGUGGUCUAACAUUUUAGAAAAAGGGGCCAUCGGUCUUCAAGAAUGGCCCUGUAGUGUUCUUGCACUAGAACUCCUUUGGCCUGCUUCUGUUCAACAUCCACAUAAAAUUCAAAUUCUUUUUCCCUGUUUGGAAGGGCUAGGGCAGGUUCCUCAGUUCAUCUGCUUUUUACCACUUCAAAGUUCUGUCAGGUUCUUACCGGGCAGGAGAGCAGUGCUAUAGGGAGACAUGUGUGGCUCCAAAAGACCUGCCUUUAACAGUGACUCUCUAACUAGCUGUAAUCCCUUCCUUCCCUCCCUUGAAAUAAUGUAUUGCUUUUUAGAUAGCACUUGUCCUGGUGGCUUCAAAGUGAUUUGGAAGGUUCCAUAUCUCAUUUUCUACAUUUCCUUGGGACUGCCCACACCUGUGGGUUUACUUCAGCAUAGGCCUUCUCAGACCUAAAAUGGUGGUAGCUUCCUUAUCGCCUUUCACAAUAUUAAUUCACCUGGCUCAUGGGUGACAGAAAGGAAAUGCAGGUUCUAUUUCAGGAUUUUAAGAGGUGUUUUAAUUGUGUCCCUUAGAGAAUCCUUCUGGAGCAGAAGUGCCAGUGUGCAAUGAACGGGGACAGGGAGUGAAGAACUGACUUAUGUGAUACGGGAAUGUGUCUUGCUGGGGAUCCAAGGCAGCCAAAUUUCAUCCAGAAAAAAAAGGCAUUAAGUUCAAGCCUUUGGAAGCAUUUGUUUAAGUUAUGGCAAAGAAAAAGGGCUUAUAGCAGUUAAUAUGUUAAUCAUAUUAACCUUAGAAGGUUAUGUUUCUCGAAUGUUCCUGCUUCUCUCCCCUGAUUGAUUGUUAUUUGUUGCAGAAUUUUGCAUAUUUCUAACUCCAGUGGUAGGACCCAUGCCCUCUGACUCUGCCCUCAGGCCUACCCUAUAUAUUUUUGUGUCUGCCCAUAGUCCUGGUCUUUGGAGUUUGUCCCUAUACUUGUACACGGUUUAUGGGCAUUGUCCCUAUUUUAUUUCUCAUUAAAGUGUUAAUUUUAGGAGGACACAAACUCUGUCAUACAAUUUCCUUUAUUUGCGCCACAAUUCCCUGAAGUCAAAGAACCCUAAAGUAUUAAAGGUACUGGUUUUCAAUGGGAUAGCAUCCAUUUUAUUCCCAGUAAUAGGCACAGAACUGGAUUUGAAUACAACUUCCGAUUCAGCAUGGGAAUGUAGUGGAUAGAACACCGAUGGUUUUCAUGUUGCUCAGCAGGGCUUGUCCUGUUCAAGGACUUUGCAAUGCCCUAUUGGACAAUCCGUGUCCCAUGCUCUGCCAGCAAGGAGACGAGACUAUCACCAUUCCCCUCCUCAUCCCUGUGUCCCAUUUUGACAAGAAUCUUCCAUCCUCUCUGCUCCAGAGGGUGCUGGAGUGCCCACAUGGAGCCCCUUCCUAGUUACUGUGGAACUGCUGUGCGCGGGGGUGAUCCAUGGCCGAGAUGUCACACCGUUGUCCUGACCACAGCACUGUGACAUCACCGCGCCAACCCUAUAUAAACGGGGCCGGCGCCCCCAGCUGCCAGUGCAGUUGCGAGUGGACGUGCCGUAGCCAUGGGUGACGGUGGCGUCCUAAUAGCUGCACUUGUCCUGCUGCUGGCCAUUGUGGCUGUCUGGUGGGCCGUUGGCCACUGGCAGCCGUGGAGGCAGCAGGCAAGGAAGCGACGUAGGUUUAGGCCCAGAGGCCCAUGGAGGAAGCGGGCAGCCCCUGUGGCUCCCGGGUUCUCCAGGCCUCGGGCAACUACUCGCAGGCGGCCAGGUGCUCCCGCGUGCCCUCUGGAGAGCUCCUGCAGCUGCGGUCCCUGCAUGGCAGUGGCCCAAGAGCUGCAGGAAGUUAUGACCCAGAUCUGGGCGCACAAUGGGACACCUGUGCCGCUCUACUUUGGGAUGUGGCAGGCACUACGAACACAACUGGAGAAGUUGAUGAAGCGAAGCCACCUGCCCUGCUGUGGCUCGUCCAGCUUCUCCAGAAGCCGCCAUCCCAUCAGGAGGCUGCUCCCACCAAGUUUGGCCAUCGGUGGGAGAGCCUCAACCCUUGCAAGGAUGAGAAGACCCGCCAUCCCUGCAAGAGGUUCAGGCUGUCAGAGGGUGUCCAUCGUGCCAGGAGCCUCUGCUACCUCUGACAGCCUCCAUCUCUCGGAGAGGCUCCGCUUGACCUGUCAGCCUGCAGAAGUUGCAGAGCCCAGGGACAGGUCUCCCAGCUCCCAUGGACCCUUGGACCUUGACAACAUGGGCACAUCCCUGACCACUGACGUGGCCAGGGAAAGCCCAGAAGUCCAAGUGGGAGCCCAGCCCGAUCCAGGGGAGCCAUACCAGGAGCAGCUGGAGGAGCAGCAAGUGUCCUGGAGCCAGCAGCUGCUGGACCACAGCUCCCAGGUCACGGUGCUGGACGUGCCAGCUGGCAACAGCCCGGGCCUGGUUGAGGAGGCAAUUCCCCAGAGACCAGGGAGUUUCCUCCAUAUCCAGGAUGCUGCUCCCAUACAGCCACCAACAACCGCUGCUCCUGAGACCCCCCUGCGUGAAGCCUCGGGCUGUAGCCCCGGCCGUCCACACGGGCAGAGUCCAGCCCAGGACGGCGGGGACAGCGACGGUGCCGCCUUGUCCCGCUCCACUCAGGCUCCUGCAGCCGCCUGUGCGCCCUGUCCUGGCCCAGCUGUGCCGCUCGCCAGCCCGACGGCGGAAAGGCUGUGGCCGCUGUCCGGCGCGCAGGAAGAAGCAGGGCACAAGAAAGAGCUGUGGGAGCUGUACCAGCUGGGCCCGCAGCUGGGGAGCGGUGGCUUCGGCACCGUUUUCUCGGGAACCCGACUCUCCGACGGGAGCCCGGUGGCCAUCAAGCGCGUGGCCCGGGACACGGUCCUGCACUGGGACGAGCUGCCCGACGGCACCUGUGUUCCGAGGGAGAUCGUGCUCAUGAAGAUGGUGGGCUUCGGCUGCCACAGAAUCAUCCAGCUCCUGGACUGGUUCGAGCUGCCCGACAGCUUCGUUCUGGUUCUGGAGCGUCCGGAGCAGUCUCGGGAUCUCUUGCGCGUCCUGGUGGAGCAAGAGUUCCUGAGCGAGGAGGCGGCUCGCCGGCUUUUCUGGCAGGUGCUGGAGGCCGUAUGGCACUGCACCGCCUGCGGCGUCCUGCACCGGGACAUCAAGCCGGAGAACCUCCUCGUGAACCCGGAGACUGGCGAGCUGAAGCUCAUCGACUUCGGCUGCGGCACCUUCCUCCAGGAGCGGGCCUACACAGAGUUUGCCGGAACACGCUCGUACUGCCCGCCCGAGUGGAUCGGCCUUCGCUGCUACCACGGCGAUGGGGCGACCAUCUGGUCCCUGGGCGUGCUGCUCUUCGAAAUGGUGUGCGGGUUCCUGCCAUUCGAAAGCGAGCGUGAGAUCGUGUUGAGGCAGCUCAUCUUCCCGCAGGAGAUCUCUCCAGAGUGUCAACAUCUGAUCCAGUGGUGUUUGUCCAAGCACCCCAUGGAUCGGCCAGUGCUGGAGCAGAUCUUCUAUCACCCUUGGGUGUUGGGCGGGCAUUUCUGAUGCCUUGCCACAGCCUCUGCAGCACCCAGUUCCCAUGUCCCACACGGGACUGUGGGCUGAGAAAUAAAACAACCCGAAAGCCA